AUGCCCGCCAAGUCUGCUCCCAAGGCUACUCCGCCCAAGAGCGAGAAGAAGAGUGCUGCCAAGGCCCCUGCACCUAAGACUGAGAAGAAGGCACCCGCUCCCAAGGCACCCGCUCCCAAGGCACCCGCGCCCAAAAGCACCGCUGCUGCGCCCAAGGCUGCCGUGAAGGAGACGAAGCAGCGCACUGAUGGCGGCAAGCACCACGGCGUGUACGUGAAGAACUGGGGUCAAGGCUCUGUGGACGACGCCAAAGCGAUCUUCAGUAGCGCCGGUAAUGUUGUCGGCGUGAGGGUGCGUCGUCGCCGCUACGCCAUCGUCUUCUUUGAGAACGUGGCGGCAGUGAAGAAGGCCAUUGACCUCUUCAACGAGAAGGAGGUGAUGGGCAGCGUUGUGUCCGUUGUUCCUGCCAAGACGACUCCGAAGCCUGACCCGCACGAGAAC
This is a messenger RNA of Trypanosoma rangeli, 441 nucleotides long. Its product is annotated as RNA-binding protein. The record is from RefSeq and is a predicted model, not a curated record. The transcript has a single exon. The annotation marks the transcript as partial. Gene Ontology annotation, molecular function: RNA binding. NCBI's taxonomy places the organism in Eukaryota, Euglenozoa, Kinetoplastea, Trypanosomatida, Trypanosomatidae.